Molecule: messenger RNA, 424 nt
Organism: Trematosphaeria pertusa
Lineage: Eukaryota; Fungi; Ascomycota; Dothideomycetes; Pleosporales; Trematosphaeriaceae
Exons: 1
Coding region: 93-314 (73 amino acids)
Source: RefSeq, a predicted model, not a curated record
UAGGGCGGCUCCUAGGUGAGAAACUUGCGUGGGCUUUGGAUCAAUAUUCUCCUGCAGGUUCCUCUGCGAGAUGUAUCCCCGUGGAAGCCGCGAUGAGAUUCUGGAGAACGGACGACUUCCGUUCUGUGGAAGUUAAUGGGUACGGCGCGCCAGAGUGGUUCGCUAGAGAUCUAGUGGCUGGGAUAGCAAAGUGCAAAGGGGAAGGGAGGGAUCGAUGGAAUGUGAGAUUUUCGAGCGAUCUGUCGAAUACGUGCCGGUACCAUGAGCAUGCGCGGCUCGGUCGGCCGUGCUAUAAGAGCCGCCGUCCAUUCUAGCAGAUUUCGGAAACCGCACCGAAGAUGGAGCCUUAAUUUUUGAAAUAUUGAAAUCUUAGCUGAUUAUGUAUGGUAAUAUGCAUCAGGCUACUACGAUACCUUCGUGGGAA